Molecule: messenger RNA, 822 nt
Organism: Theobroma cacao (cacao)
Lineage: Eukaryota; Viridiplantae; Streptophyta; Magnoliopsida; Malvales; Malvaceae
Source: RefSeq, a predicted model, not a curated record
ACCACCCGUAGAAAGUUCACGCUUCAUGACUAUUUUAAGAAUAGCUGGACUAUCAUUUUCUCUCAUCCUGCUGAUUUCACACCAGUGUGCACUACGGAACUUGGCAAGAUGGCAGCUUACCUGCCGGAGUUUGAAAAACGAGGGGUCAAGCUUCUGGGAUUCUCUUGCGAUGAUGUGCAGUCGCACGAGGAGUGGAUCAAGGACGUUCUUUUUUCUUGACCUCGUUGCAGGGUGACAUACCCAAUCGUGGCAGAUCCCAACAGAUAGAUCAUCAAGCAACUUAACAUGGUGGACCCCGAUGAGAAAGACUCUUCAGGGAACCAACUCCCAUCUCGAGCUCUGCACAUCGUGGGCCCUGAUAACAAGAUCAAGCUAAGCUUCCUUUAUCCUGCAUGCACUGGGCGCAACAUUAAUGAAGUGGUGAGGGCCCUGGACUCCCUGCAGAAGUCAUCGAAGUACAAGGUUGCAACACCAGCGAACUGGAAACCAGGUGAUCCUGUGGUGAUUUGUCCUUCCGUGACCAACGAGGAAGCCGAAAAAAUGUUCCCUCGAGGUUUUGAGACUCAAAAACUUCCAUCCGGGAAGGAUUACCUGCGUUUCACUUGUGUUAACUGAUGGUUGGGGAGACUUGUAUACUUCAAAGUAUAUCCAACAGGACUCAAACAUAUAUAUAUAUUUCAUAUCCAAGACUCCUUUGAGUUCCGGUUUUCUGCUUGCAGCUACUCUCUUUCACUAUCAUAGACUCGAUAGAGUUCAUCUUUGUCUUUCAAAUUUACCAUGUAAGGACUGCUUUCAGUUUAAUAAAGUUGUCCUCUUUGAUGA